Messenger RNA from Lytechinus pictus (painted urchin), 4845 nucleotides. Its product is annotated as serine-enriched protein-like. Bases 378 to 1904 code for a protein of 508 amino acids. Lineage: Eukaryota; Metazoa; Echinodermata; Echinoidea; Temnopleuroida; Toxopneustidae. The record is from RefSeq and is a predicted model, not a curated record. Gene Ontology annotation, molecular function: protein binding. The transcript is spliced from 5 exons.
AUUCCUUACGGAUCGAUCAUUUCCUCAAAGCCUGCUGCUACAAUCACAUACCAUACCUCAUCUACCUAUCAUCAUAACCCAAUAGUCGGUGGAUACUCAUUAUUGGAGUGACUUAAUUUUCAUCAAAGACAAUGAUAUAUGUCUGGUAUUAUUAUCACCUGGAAAAAUAAGGAUUCAAACGAUUUUUCACCAUGGAUUGAAGAAGUGCUUUGUAACUGUUUGCACGUCUCUCUUUUUCAUAAUUGUUUCCCAUUGUGAGUGAAGAAUCAUUUCAAACUGAUAUGGGAUCUAUCUUCGCCCAAUGAUGGUGACCAAAAGACAACUAUACCAUAGAUAUCGAGGAAGGGUGUGAGAACUAUCCGGAGGAAAGCAAAUCAAUGACCCCCACCUCAACACCGGAGGACUCCCCUAGAGUCGAAAUGGACGAUCCAAAUAUUGUCAAAGGAUAUCGGGGAAAUUCGUGGGUUUUCGAGAAUAAAUUAGGCGUGGCCGAAGAUCUCCGAUACCUGUCGCACAUGCCCGAACUUUGUGACGUAACCUUCCUUGUUGGAGAGUCGAGAGAACCUAUCUGCGCAGUGCGGGCUAUUUUGGCUGCAAGGAGCAGAAUAUUCCACAAGUUGCUGUAUUCAGCAGCCCGAGGGACUCCACGUAAGAAGAAUGUAUCGGCAACAGACAAACUCGGGAAGAAAGUAUCGCAGAUGAUACGGAGAAGUAGUAUUGACCUGGGAGAAGAUUAUAGCGCCAUCAGUUGUCCGAGAACGAUUACAAUUGAAGAGUUUGAUCCGCCCGUGUUUCGUCAACUAAUCCAAUACUGCCAUACUGGCUGCGUUACUCUCAAACCUAAGAUUGUGCUAGGUUUGAUGAAUGCAUCUGAUCAUUAUGGUCUUGACGAAUUAAGACGAGCAUGUAUGACUUAUCUUCAGAACUGUGUUAACAUCGACACCGUGUGUUUACUACUGCGUUCUGCUGAGAGAUACAUUCAGUAUAAAUCUACCAAAUCGCUAGUACAAAAGGCACUCGAGUUUGUGGACAUAAACGCAGAGUCGGUCUUAAGACUACCUGCCUUUACAGCACUACCAAGUCACGUGGCCAGACUUAUUUUAUCACGUGAUGAGCUUCAGGCAGAUGAACUCAUCAAAUUCCAAGCUGCACUCGCCUGGAGUCGUGCAUACAUAGAAAAACAUCCCACCUCAACGCUCCGUGACGUCAUGACCCCAUUUGUAGACAGCAUUUCGUUUCAUCUGAUUCCGGCAACAACACUCAUGCAGACGGUUAAACCUACCGGUUCGGUUCCGGAUCACAAAAUUAUGACCGCUCUGGCAUACCAAGCUGAUCCGAGCAGCCUCGAACCCGGUAGUAUUGUGACGUCACCAGCAAGAUUGCGAUUAUCAAUGCUUAGCCUGAAUGUAAUAGAUUCGCCGACAACCUCUUCGAGACAAACGAGAUCAGACAACUCUUCGUCGUCGCUUAAAUCAGCGACGUCGUAUACGUCGUUGAACACGUCGCGUGCGAGCGGCAUCGAUAGAAUCCCACUAGACAAUGAUGCAGGUAUACCUGAAAUUAGUGAUCACACAGUAGAUCUCGAUGAUGACCUUGAACAUGAUGUAAUACACGAUAACAAUAACGAUACUAGCGGGUAUAUCGAGAACGGUGAUCGAGUGAACGAAUGCGACGAUGAUGACGCAGGUGUUGAUGACGAGGCUGACUCAGAUGAGCGUCAUGAUCAGGUUGAGUUGAUGUUUAGACGUGAUCGUUGCUUUAGUCCACAAUGUUUAAGUGAUACAAAUACGAGUUGUUCAAUGUCAACAUGUUCUGAUUGGACUGAUACGAGUAGCAGUGCGGGAGGUAGCUUUGGACGAGCCGACCAGAAAGAAAGUAAUUUCAAACUUCUCCUUCCCGAAUAGGCUUUCACAAUUUCCAUUAUUUAUAUAACUUGCCCGAUAAUGAUAGAGGAUAAUGUCUUCGUUUGUCAAGCGUUUAUUUUCUUAAUUGUUAUUAUUCAUACACAUCAAUACAGCCAUGGUAUGAUAUAAAUAUUUACAGCUGUAAUUAUUAUGAUUUUAAUAAUGAUAGAUGAAUCCACUUAGGGUUCUUGGUUGUAUCUCAUAUUUGCUGUUCAACAGUCACGCAUUGGUAGUACGGCUGAUGACCUCCUGGCUGCCAAACCGAAUUAUUAACUGUUUUUACUCUAAUCAGCUAAAAAUCAUUUAAAACUUAAUAAUUUAUCAAAUGUUGAUAAAGGUUAUGGAAAAUCAUCUCCCUCUUUGUUUAAACAGGGCGAAUCGGGUAACAAAUUGAGGUCAAGAAUAACGCCAAAAAUCAUGCGUAAAUUAUUCGUUACUCAAGAACAGCUUCGUGACAUGCUACUCUGAAUUAAAUCUUAAUCUUAUACUUUUUGUGAAAUGGCAUUAUAUUCAUAUUCAAAAUCGUAUACAAUCAUGCGAAAAAAAAAUGAUCUGCGAACAUGGUGAAAUUACGCGAAACUUCGAAAUGUCAUAACAUUCGUUAAUAUUGCUUCAGAUUGUUAUACAUAAAAAAGACUUUUAGACUGAAAAUGCUGGUCUUGACCUUUAUCCAAUAAACUUAACCUUACAACUUGAACUUGUUUUUUUGUGCAAAGGGCUGAGGGCCCUUGGGUAUUAUGUCAAUGAAAAGGACCCCCCCCCCAACAAAAGAAAGCAAUGUUUAGUAUCAGGGUUAACACAUAUCGUUAAAGAAAUCGAUGCCGGUGUUAAAUCGACUUCGUCAGAUUUUUUUUCAGAGUUUCAGUAUCGACGAGCUAAAACAAUGUUUGCCUUUUCUGUGAUAAAUCAGAUGUUAUAGGUAUCUGCACGAGAUGUUAUAAGUAUAAAUGCAGGCACACGCAUGAUAUUUAUAUGCAAAAUAGAUAUGUAAUAUAAGGUUGUUAAAUAGCUCUCUGUCUCUAUUUAAUUUUCGAUAUGACGUGACUACUUAAUGAACUAGUGAAACAAAAAACAAAUACGUUAAGUUGAGUUUUGUAAAGUUGACAAAAUGUAAAUAAAUCUGUCACUUCUUAGCUUAAUACAUGAAGUGUUUAUUUAUUGUGUAUAUACAAUACCCACAUUACUUAUACAUCUCAUUGAAAUAGUUUCCUUGUAUAUUUAUGUGUAACUAUAAUAACGAGAGAAAAAAGGGACAAUCGGGCGAAACCAGUCUGUUAAAGGGGAAUCCAGCCUUGGUCAUAAAUGUUGUGUUAGAAAAAAUAAAUACAAGAGAAUGGUGAAAGUUUUAAAGAAAUCGGACAAGCAAUAAGAAAGUUAUGGCUGCUUUAAAAUUGAGAUCCCUAAGACUAUGUAGGUUUCAAAUUGGCAACUGUGUAAUUGAAUUAUGACAAGGGACAAGGACAACUUUCCCAUAGGCCAUGUACUUAACUUUAAGGGAUUUUUGUUUUCUCCUUAGUACUCAUUCACCUGGGGCAGUAAUCAAAAGAUAACCCAGAUAGUAUAUUGUUUGGUAUCCUCGUGAAAAAAAAAUAAUAUGAAGUAAAACUUAAAAAAAUGAAAUUUUAGCCAUUUUAUGUAUUGGAGUGCAUGGAAGUGUAGUCCUUUUCUUACAUUAUGACAUCACAUACUAGUAUGCGGCCAAGGAUCACCAAUUUUUACAACUUCUAAAAUAUUUAUAACUUUCUUAUUGUUUGGCCGACAUUAUUCAAACUUUCACCUAUCAACUUGUCUUGAGUUUUUUCCCCUCCAAACAAAGGUUUUGAGUUAGAUUACCCUUUAAUUAUCGUUUGUGCACCUCGUUAAAGAAAUUAUUAUGUGACACAUCGAGACCUAAUGACGAUUAUUUUGCAGUCACAGAGAUACGAUCUAACAGAUACGUAAGCUCCCGAAGGGAGCAGUUUAGAAGAGCAGUUUGAAGUUUAGUUUGCAGUUUAGAAGAGCGCCAUCUUCGAUGACAUGAACUAGAUGAAGCGCUCGUGCAAGAUUCGGUUUAUCUUGAGAUUAUUCACAAUCAUGCAAUCAUGUUAGCGUAGCCCGUCAGGGCUGUAGCCAGGAAUUCUUGGGGGGGGGGGUUCUGAAUUGUAAAAAGUGAUCCUUUUCCCCAUACACAUUCUUACCAAAUACCAAGAAAACUCAAUUAACAUUAAUUUUCGGGGCGGGGGUCAUUGGAAACCCUGGAACUCUCCAUCCAACAUGUCCAAGCUAAAAUGAAUGAAUUUCCUCUUUCUGUUAGCAAACGGCAGGGUUCCACGGAACCCAGGGACCCCCCCCCCCCCCGGUUCCGGCCCUGCGAUUGAUGUAGAAGUAAUCUAUCUUAAACAAAAUUAAUUUAGGUCAAUUGAUUUGAAUAUAUCACAAAUAUCUGAAGGUCAGGUCAUACUCACUUUUACAUGUUUUUUAAUGUUCACGGACUUGCUGAAAAGCAGUCUGUUAUGACUGAAUGUAAGUUUUACCGUGAUUAAAUAAAUACAAUACAUUACUAUAAACUUGCAUUAUAACAUUAUAAAUAAGACUAAAUAGACGAAUACUCACAUUUUGAAAUGUAAACAUUAGGUUGCUACGCAUUUUAGUUUUAAAAGGCAUUUUACAUUAUUGAAUCUUGACAAACAGUUUGUCCUCGAGUACACUUUCCAGCAUAUAUAAUGAGUACCAGAAAACCCCGUCAUAUGCAACAACGCUUUUCAGCCAAUCAAAAUAAAAAAGAGUUGUGGAUGAAAAGUAUUUACUGAAACCUUGUCAUGUUCUUUAUGUUUUCUGAUGGCAUUGAGUACUCCAUCUUAUUUCUUGCAGUAGUCAACAGUUUGUAAAUGUGGUUGUUUAUCUAUAUACAUAAUGAGUGAGGUAGAUUGAACCAUGAUGUAAAGCAAUUAAAUUAAUAAUA